This is a messenger RNA of Parnassius apollo (apollo), 871 nucleotides long. Lineage: Eukaryota; Metazoa; Arthropoda; Insecta; Lepidoptera; Papilionidae. The record is from the annotation of a GenBank genome assembly.
AUACGGGUUUACUGUGUUUUCAAACUUGUUUGUCUAUAUUGUCACAUGGAUUGUAUUGCACAUUACAGGAGAGUGUGAUAAGGAGCAAGUAGGACCAGCAGAUGCCUGGAAGUUCAGGCACAUUGUUUAUAUAGUGUUGGGUGUUGGCACUACAGCUUCUGUUCUUUUCCACAUAUUUGUGUCUGAAGGAAGAGGAUUUAGACAGCAACAACCAUUAAUCGACUACAAUGAUGAUAACAGAGUGCAUUUGAGCAUAUUUCGAAAACUUCAUUUAUACCAGGUGGCGGGGGUAUAUAUGAGCACUAGAAUUGUUGUCAACAUUGCUCAAGUGUUAAUUCCUCUGUACCUACAUAAAACGUUAGGCUUAGCAGCUCGUUCGCUUGCCGUGAUCCCUUUAGCGAUGUAUCUGGGGAGCUUAUUAUCUGCUGGAGCACAGAGGUUAGCUCCAAGAUCUUUCACCCGAAAACUAAACUAUUUUGUUGGGUCCAUUUGCUCACUUAUUGGUUUCAUUUGGAUUUACCUCGAAUCCGAUUAUAACUACAAAGUAUAUUAUAUUUAUGUUGUUGCAGUGUUAAUAGGUUUUGGUGGAUCUCAAAUGCUUGUGACAAGCCUUGCCCUAACAGCGGACCUGGUCGGUGACAAAACUGAGGCUUCAGCAUUUGUCUACGGUCUUAUGAGCUUUACUGACAAACUUUCAUGUGGAGCAGCUAUCGCUAUAAUACAGAUGUAUGCUGACGGUGCAAGUGCAAGUUACUACCGAGAUGUGUUGUCAUGGGUGUGCGGUGGUGCGUGUGUCCUGGGACUCAUUUUAACAUUAUUGAUGCCCAAGUUAACAUCUGAUGCUCAACUUACUAAUAGUAAGUUUCGUUAA